Bemisia tabaci is the source of this 5950-nucleotide messenger RNA. RefSeq names its product optineurin. Gene Ontology annotation, cellular component: nucleus; cytoplasm. Gene Ontology annotation, biological process: regulation of canonical NF-kappaB signal transduction. The record is from RefSeq and is a predicted model, not a curated record. Gene Ontology annotation, molecular function: K63-linked polyubiquitin modification-dependent protein binding. Lineage: Eukaryota; Metazoa; Arthropoda; Insecta; Hemiptera; Aleyrodidae.
GUCAUAAAAAAACACAAGAAAAUUCCGUCGUGUUCCCUGUUUACGGCAGGUUGAAAUUCCUUUAAUUAAGUUCUGAUUCAGUGAUUUUAUACUUGUUCUCUUUUCACCUAACGUCUCUAAUUAUCUGUCAGUAUGUUGUGAUUAACUACAUUUCGUUCUGUAAUUAAGGAAUUGAAGUGUAGUGCUGAAACCAUGCAGUGCAAGCCCUGUGUCUGACUGACCAUAAUUUUCUGGUGAUAAGGAAGUUGUUUUUACAGAUCAAACACUAUUGUUGAAAUUCAUCCUCACCAUGAGCAAUCCAGAACCAACAUCAAUUUUCUCAGAUAACUCUUUCGUCGUGCUGGAACGAAUAACAGCAGACAAACCCAAUGCCGAAACGCCUGAGACAGAUCCAAGCCUGCUGAUGGAGUCAACUUUACCGGAGUUUCCUGACCCAUCUAAAUUUGUCGCUAAGUUGACCAACUUCGAAUCACGGAUAAAUAAUUUGUUGCACAAACCGAUCAAUACUCUGAACAACACCAAUCCAGAAGAAAUCGAGAAAAGGCUUAAUGAGCUGCUGAAAGAAAACUUGGAGCUAAAAGAAAAAUUAAAUCAGAAUAAUGUAGAAAUGAAGCACCAGUUUAACACCCUUAUAAUGUGGCGAGAUGAAGUCCUGACAGUGCACAACAACCACAAAAAGAAAUUUGAAGAGACCAAGGAUCUUAUUUUUAAGCUUACUUCAGAGAACAAAGAGCUGAAAGAAAAUCUGGAAAGACUGAAGACAGAAAUAGAAAACACGAAAGUUGAUAAUUUAAGAAACUCAAAAAUGAACGAGUUAAUAGCUGAGAAAGCGAUCAUGGAAAUAGAACUCAAUGAAAAAUUGGUGCAGAUGUCCGUGCGUGAAAAAAAACGAGCUCAGCAGCAAAUGGAGAAAGAAAAAGAACUUGGAAGCGUAGUGACUCAGCUGACUAGAAACCUAGAGACAGCCGAGAGAGCAAGGAGGCAGCUAAGUAUCGAUGUUGAAAAGCUGACAGCACAAAAUUCAAGGCUCCAGAUUGAAUUGAACAAGACACAAGCGCAGUUAAAAGCUAUAAAAUCGUCUAACAGUGAAGAUGAACCAAGUUCACUAGAAAAAAGUCAGCUGUAUCACAAUCUAUACUUGAAUUUUACUCGGCAUAAAGAAGACUUUAAACAAUUGGGUCAAAUUUUAAAAAAUGAACCUGAGAACACGAAUCUCGAUAGUUGGGUGCUACCUGAUGAAACAGACAGUGUGCCUUAUAAUAAAACUGAAAAUGAAGCUUCCCUUGAAAUAGUUGAAUUACGGAAACUUCUGACACAGGAACAAAAAGAAUCCAUCAAAAGGAAGAAAAUGCUUGACAAGCUGAACAAGAACUACGCUGAUUUGCUUCAAGACUAUCAGAAAUUGUUAGACUUGUUUGAAAGCUAUAGGAAAGAAGCAGCAGAAAAAGAGCUGGACAGCAAAUGUUUAAUCGAAAGUUUGCGAAAAACUUACGACUCCAAAGUUACCGAUUUGAGCAAUCAGCUUGUCCUGCGAGAUGAGGUCGUCGCGAGCAAAGUGCGAGAAAUCAAUAUGUUAUCCGAACAGCUGGGUAACAUUCAGUGUGACUCAGAGAAAGUGAGCGUGCUACAAGAGCAAGCAGAUAUUUUCAGAGCAGACUUCCUUGCUGAGAAGAAAAACAAGGAGAACUUAGCAUCAGAAUUGAGCGAACUGAAGCUUAAAAAUGAAACAUUGCAGUCCAUGGUUCAAACACUGCAGAAGCAAGUCACUUUAGGUCAAGAAAUGUCCCAAAGUGAAGAAAGUCAAAGGUAUGAGAAUCCAAGAGAGUUCCGAAGGGAGGAAGAGAUGAUGCGUCAAAUGAUGCGUAGAGAAGAAACGCAGCCACGCAAGACGGUACGUCUGGUGCCCAGCGAUACACAGCUUCCUCAAAAAACUGCAUGGAGUCAACCGCAAUGGAACGAUUCUGAAUUCGGCCAGUAUGGUCCUGUAGAUCUGGAAUCCGAUUUGACUGAUGGUGAGCCCCAGCAUUUUAGCUGUAUUAAACCGGGGUGCGAUAAGACUUUUGAUACCAUUGAUAUGUGUAAUCGACACAUCUGCCAGUGUUUAGAAUUGCCGGAAUGAAUUGUUUUUGGAACAUUUGGCUGUUUCUUCAUUUGUCUAUGUAUUUUUUAUUUCAUUUGAUUAUUAUCUUACUAUAUUUCCCUCUUCUUUCUGUAAGUAUGUAAUAAGAUGUCAAACGUCCAGCUAACCUCUUUGCGCAAUUUUAGUGAUCGAACUGUUUUCAUGUACAAAAUUUUUAUAGUUAAUGGCUUUUAGUCCUGUCCCAUAGAUUACUUUGAAGUAACUGUACAGAUUUAUAUUAAUCUACGGCUAAACUACACAACCACACACCUGUAAUGCUGUGCUUAAGAACAACGCCGCACAAGCUUUCAGAUGUUGCCAAGUUUUCCUUGAAAAAAUAUGAAUUUUCAGGGGAAUUUUAGAAUAUGCUCUUCUUAUUUCACAGAGAAUUCCACACACGUCCAGAUCUUAAUUAUUUUAAAAUUUCAAUUGGGCAACUCACCUCAAAAAGAAACAUUCUGUUCGAGGAAAUUUUGGAACUCUUAAACAUUCUUAAGGCGUUUUUUCCGAGCACCGCAGUAUAACAGUGCAGAUUCUCUGCCUAAUUUUACUUGUUAAAAGAAUGACUAAUCAUCGUUUUUAUGUAAAAUUUGGUGUGCUUUUUCUUUGCUUUUUUGUUAGUAUUCUAGAAAAACUCCGUACAAAAAUGCCUAGUUAUGCUCUCUUCAAAGAAUCAGAUAGAAGCACAGAUUUUGAAACAUUGCAAUGGAGAAAUUUGUUUUCAUAGCUUCUUGUUCACAUUAUUUUCAAUCAACUUGAUCCAGAGGUGAAGAAUGUUAUGGACUAUUUGGGAUCAUAUUAACAGCUUCGAGCUCUUAGAAUAUGUGACCAGCUCUGUAAAAAGGGACUGUAUCUUCUGGGAAGAAAUUUUCCUCACUUUUUACCAACACCUAAGCUUCGUUUCUCUUCAACACGAGAAUUUUUGUUAUGGCACUUCAGGACUAAUCCUUCAAUUUUUAAGGUUUUAGAGUCAUAGUUGCGCGAAAAUGUCCAGAUUUUCUCCCUCUGUGCAUUUGCAGAGAGAUAAGGAAAUUUUUACCCCAGAAGAUGCGGUUGCAUUUCUCAGAUCAGGUCCGAUUGAUGGCCAAAGUACGAACCCACAUAUCUCCAUUUGCAACGUUGCAGACUUCCUGUCUUACUCCGUUUUUUUUUUAAAAAAAAACCAGUCAAAAUGCUUCCAAGAAAAUUGCCGUGAUAUUUUUUGUCAGUAGAAUAUUCUGUAAAUAUUUCAAGCUAUAAAGUUGGAUCGUUUCUCUUUGAGAAAAUGAAAUAUGAGCGGAAAUGUUGAAAUAAACGCAAUAGCGAUAUGUGGUUUCGCACUUUGGCCAUCGAUUUGUCUUUAUACUUAUCUAACACUUUUUAAAUAAACUAUUUCAGAAGAGAGUCAAUCAGCUCAAAGCUCAAAUCACCUGGCUGUGGAGAAAUAUUUUUUUAUGUAUUACAUAUUGCAUGAGUCAUUUUUUUUAAGAAUUAAUCGGUGGAAAGUGAUUCCUCUCAAACUUUUUGUUCCAACCUCAGAGAUGAAUGUAUUACUCAGUAGGAUAACCACCCCUCUCACUUUGGGCCAGCCUUAACAUUUUAAAGAUCUACUCCUGUCCAUCAUCGAUCCUCCUCACAUAAAAGGGGGAAGAUGACUCGCUACCUCUCUCAUUAUUUUGGUAUUAGCCUAUAUAAGUCGCGAUUCUUGAAAUUUGGCAGCACUGUUAUUCCUCCAUUUAAAUCCAUUGAAAAUAUUCUUUUCAUUGAUUUUAGAAUCAAUUGUUUUUAAUACUUUUAAAUGGAGAUAAAACAGUGUUGCCAACUUGCAAGAAUCGCUUUGGUCCAAAAAUCAAUCAUCAACUUGAGGAGUGUUUAAGACUAAUUUCAAAAUCACCUGUUGCAAAAUCUGGGCUCAUCGUUUUGGAGAAGGAUAUUGUGAGCACCUCAUGGUGCUCCUAGGUCGAAAAAAACGGCUUUUGAGACUCCCCAAAAUUUUCGAGAGACUGUCACAUUUUAAUGAAAAACCACACUGUGAGGUAUCCGAUUGGUUCUUCACUAUUUGCGCAUUAAGUGAUGAGCAUUUGAAAUAGUAGAUAGUUAAUUGAGUUCUUGAAGAGAGAAAGUUAAUAUUAGUUUUAGGGAGAGCAGAUGUACAAGAACAACACUGGAAAUCUGUUGAGAGAACACGUCACUUUACUCACAAUACUGGAUUGCAGAAAGAUGAACAUGAAGUCGCAUUCCUGGUGAACGGAAGAGGGCAUACAGGCCGAGAAAGAACAUCUGUUAGGCAGUGUUGCAUCAGCUGUCCUGUGCAAAGCUAAAAAAGAUUUUGAAUGAAUGAGAUGGUGCGCGCUUGAUUUUGUCCAAGCAUCGGCUUAAGGCCUAACAUGCUUGAAAAGUUGGAACUUAGAAUGAGACAGAAGAAAUGAGGGAGACAGGAUAGACAAAAACAGUCUAAUGGCAAAUUUGGAAGGAAACGUUGCUUAACACGGGACAGAGACCUCCCGCAAAAAAGGCAGGAAUCCUGAAGUUUACAGGGAUGGUGCAGGAUUUUUUCAUCACCUCGCACAAGAGAAGUUACUUGCAUGAGUUACUCUUUUUCGCUUACCAAGAAUGUGAUAUCAUCGAUUUUCUACCUUGAUUUAGUGGAAAAGUGUACACUGUGCUCAGUUAAUAGCUAUCAUGACCGUUUUCUUUGAAUGAAUAUCCCUCUUAGCCAUUAUGUUUAAAUAUUGUCAUUAAAUCUGACUAAAUACUCUCAAAGUGCAUUUUGAAGUAAAGAUCACGAUUAAAAGAACCACCUCUCCCCAAACAGCGUAGCUUGUUUCUUUUCAAGUGCUGUGUGAACUUCAGUUAAGCAAAAGAGCUAAUUUCUCCUAAAAUUUCCAACUUUCAGAAGUCAAAUCGUGGCUUCAGAUUCAUUAUAAGCAUGAUUAUUUCUCUUGUUCUUAUCCCUCUGAGUUUUUUCUUUCUCUCCCUUUUCUUUAUUAAAUCUUCUGUUCAUAGAGUUAAGGUUCUUAAUCAGAUUUGACUCAUUUUUUUGUUACUGAAGUGCCAAGUGAAGUUUCGUCACUUCCAGACUAGGCUCUAGAUCUUAAUGCAUUGAGUAUACUCAUUUCAAAUAAUUACUAAAUUUUAAUUUAUACUGUAACUAAGCUAUGCAGGGUUGGAAAAUAGUUUCCGCAAGAAAAUACCCAUUUAAAUGGCAUUAUGCAAGGAGGAAGCCCCAGACACAUUUUGGCUCUUUCUUAGUUUUUUUUUUACUGUAUAGGAUGAUCUUCAAGUCCCGCACCAGGCAUCACCCCUGAAAUUUUUGAAACAAUUCAGAUAAAGACUUGAAAUUUUGUGAGAGCUUAUAGAUCAAAAGGAACGACUUUUGGGUCCCUUCAAGAUUAUAAGGGGCUCUUUCUGAAAAGGAACAAGACCCCUAGGGGUUACAAGGGUGGUGCGGGACUUUUGAAUCACCCUGAAUGCUUCACAAUAGACCACUAGACGAGGUAUGAAUUUAAUCAUUUUGCUACAUGUUUCUUAACCAGAAUUUCAGAACAGUAGAACUAUAAGGAGUUAAUUUCGGUAAUUUUUGUUAAGCGCAGCAUGUUCUGAGUGAAAUUAUGGCUAAGAAACAUGUAUCAGAAUGCUGAAAUUCGUGCCUUGUCUAGUGGCCCAUUAUUCCCUAAGAGUCACGUAAAUUUGGUGGUUACAUCCUAUGUUUGAAUGUAAAAUUCAACUUGUAGAUUAGAACUAAUAUAUUCAAAGAAUUGUCUUGCAUUGUUCAGAAGACCUUAAUUUUCAGUUGCCUUAUUUUUUUUGAUCAAUGUUUGUUUCAUAUAGUAAAAAUGUUUCUCAUUUUUA